CUUGACCCUGCCUUGCUGAGAACCGAAUUCUUUGAGCUAUGGAACAAGAAGGAUCUGCAGACGAAUUGUCCCACUCUCUCUUCCCCUCUCUACCCACAGCUGCAUUUGGCAGCCCUCCAGGGUUUUUCAAAGCUGUCUGAACCUCUUGGGGGUUUACUGACAAUCCUGGAGAGCUGUCCAGGCAAACAGAGGGGUCGGAGUCACACUUUGGGGCAUCACAUCCUCAUGGAAUUCCAGACAUGGAUAAAGGAACAUCCUCAGGUUAAACUGAGCUCACUCCCUGCACAGCACGCAGGGGCGCUCCAGCGACAAGCGCUUGGCUUUCUCACGGACACCCAGCCCAACUUUGCAGACAGCCUCAUUAAUAUCUACCAGCUGAAGUCUUUGGACCCGUCUGUUCUACGUUUGCACAUUGUGAAGCUGCAGGCCUUCCACUGUUACAAAGAGGCUGCCAUGCUCGGCAUCAAAUUGGAAUUGCAGAACGAACUCAGUCUUGAGGAGAUGUGUAUACCACUAAUCUUCGAAGAUAAGUUGUCUCUAGCAGAGUCCUAUGUCACAGGCCACCCUCAGCUCCAGAAACAGCUUGUCAAACUUCUGGACUCCUGGUGCCACCCCAGCUUCAACAUUGAAGAUAUACACGAAAAUCACGCAGCCCAUAUGCAGCCCAAAAUGCUCACCAGACAUGUUAUACGACUCGUGGAGAAAUUCAAGAUUGACCAAGGAAUGUGUCCCAAUGCUUUGCACAGGAGGAGGCUCGACUCUCUCCGUUUCCUCAUGUAUAAGACGUUUGUGGAUAAAGGGAUGACGGAAAACAACUGGAUUGACCAUGUCCAGUAUGUAGUGGCAGAUGACCCUGAGCUGCAGGUUCACUUGGUUGAGAUGUUGGUGAAAUACUGCGGUCUUGAAAAAGCCUCCCAGUGGUCACUGAGAUACAAAAUCCCCAGACAUCGGCUCCCCUACGGGGUAUGGGAAAAACAGCAGGAGCUACCACCUGAUUUACAACAGAUAUGUCGGAGUGAUUUAUCACAAAUUGAGGAGUGGGUGCCAUCUGAGUCCAAAUUCUACCAAGUGCCUCUCACCAAAGACAAAGUCCACUUUGUGGACUCGCCAGAGGCUCUCAAGAAAUGUCGAAGCAUUGUUUUAAAGGAAGGUGGAAUAGUCGGUGUGGACAUGGAGUGGCAGCCUACAUUUGGCUGUGUCUCUGCUCAACAAGUGGCUCUAAUACAACUUGCUGUUUUUGAUCAAGUUUUCUUAUUAGACCUUUGCGCAAGAGAAUUCUGUCAACACCCUGAGACCGUAGGUUUCAUCAGAGCCUUUUUCUCUGACCGGAAUGUCCUAAAACUGGGUUAUGGCAUGUCUGGUGAUCUCAAGUGUCUCUUGGUCACCUGGCAUCAGUUAUCAGAGGACCCUAUGAAGAUUGAGGGGAUGCUUGAUCUUCUAGGCGUGCACCAAAAGGUUCAGCGUAGUAAGGCCAGAAGAACUCACAAUGGCCCUAAAGAGGUGAUGGUAGGAGAGGACUGUGCAGAAAAAGGCCUCAGUCUGCUGGUACAACAAGUCCUUGGAAGGCCCCUGGACAAGACAGAGCAGAUGUCCAACUGGGAGAAGCGUCCACUACGCAUGAGCCAAAUUAGAUAUGCAGUGACAGAUGCCUACUGUUUGUUGGAUGUGUACUCGGUCCUUUCGGACAAUCCGGCAAAUUUUGGGCUGCCACCAGAUCUGCGCAGUGUCUCCACAAGCCAAUCGGAGACGAGCAGAGAGAAGAAGAAUAAACAGGGCAAGAAGACGAAAAAUGCUGCUGGCAAAGAGGAAUGUCAGGGGGCUCAAAGGGUCAGUCUCCCUCGUUCUGACAGUGAGAAAGACCUCCUGUGUGGUGAGAAGCCUUCAAAAGAUUCCCCCCCUGUACCCCCUCAGCAUUUGCGGGUGGUGUGUGACAAUAUGCUGCAAGGACUGGGAAGGUACCUGCGCUGUUUAGGAGUUGAUGUGGUCAUGUUGGAGAACACUGACGAUCACAGGGUAGCAGCAAAGUUAGCACAAGCUGAAGGACGUGUCAUUCUCACAUGUGGGCAGCCGUUCCAAAGCUUGCGUUCCCAGGUGGGAGAGGGCCGUUGUCUGUCCCUGGACUGUUCAGAGAAGGCCAAAGACCAGGCUGUUCGAGUCCUGAGACACUUCAACGUCCGGCCUACUCCCAGGGACAUCUUCAGCCGCUGUCAGGUACAUCUGCAUGAGAGUGUUUUACUCAUUGUUAAUAUGAUGAGUAAAAACUAUUUCAUGGUAUCA
Molecule: messenger RNA, 2277 nt
Organism: Menidia menidia (Atlantic silverside)
Lineage: Eukaryota; Metazoa; Chordata; Actinopteri; Atheriniformes; Atherinopsidae
Source: the annotation of a GenBank genome assembly